AUGCCUCGUGGUAAUAGAAAAAGUCACACGAUGAAAACUGACGAAAAUCAACAAAAUACGAUGUCAACGGCAACAACAUCGUCGCCUCAAGAGAUGACAAGUGCAGGUAGCGAUGUAACACCCACGCAAAAUUCAGCGGGUGAAAAUUUCAAGAAACCUCAUCUUAAACUUUUCAAUUGCUUGAUGAAACCGUCGUUGUCCUUGACUUCGUUGCCACCGCAAUCACCAAAAGAGACGUCAGACGAAACUCAAUCAGUUGAACGGCCUUACAACAGCCUGAAGAAAAAGCGUGACGGUGAAAAAGAACUUUGGAGACGAUCAUGGGAAUCUCAAAAUUCCAUCAGCACAACAACAUCACAUACUGGAACGAGCGGCGGUAAAAAUGGAAAUGACUUUUGGGCUGCAUAUAAUUUUAUUAUGGACACAAAUCUCAUUGACUCGUGUCGUGAGGCGAGUGGCGAAACCAACAAAACUACAAACGAUGAUACAAGCGAUUUUAAUUCACUCAGAAAUUCCAGCAAUCAAAUGAUCCAUUUCGAUGCAUCACGAUCACAAGGAUCUACAACAGAUCCGCGUAGACUCAGAAGAUGGUUACGCGAAAUGGAAGCAAUCGUUUCAAAAAUGCCUUCAAUAACUGAAGCCAUGAAAUUGAACCUUAAUGAACUGAAAAAGUUUUCACUUGAAAGUGCUGUGAAUUUAGCAACGGAGUUAGAUUAA
Clunio marinus is the source of this 717-nucleotide messenger RNA. NCBI's taxonomy places the organism in Eukaryota, Metazoa, Arthropoda, Insecta, Diptera, Chironomidae. The record is from the annotation of a GenBank genome assembly.